UUUCUCAAGGUGUUCUCUGUACAGCUGAAGAUGGCGACAGAUUGAGGGGGGAUGGAAAACAGGAGACACCGAUCCAGGAUGAUCAGGAACGGGAAAAACGUUGCCCACCAAAAAAGAAAGAGGAAAGCGGAGUGACUGUGCGUGCAGCGGGGAGCAGAGGCGGGCAGGAGAGCGGAGAGGAGGCGAGGCGCCCCGGCGGGGUGAGGAUGAGGAGGGCCAGGCGCUGACUGUGGGGAGAGGAGUAUGCUUCUGCCUGGCUCCGCUCGGGGCUGAGCGGCUCGCUGGAUGGACCGGCGUCGGCGAACAGCCUGGACGUGUUGAGGACCCUGGCGCUGAUUUUUCCUCCCGCAGCAACAUGCAAUGGCUGGUGGUAGCAUUUAGCCGCCCAGGAGGAGGUGGUGGAGGAGGGGAAGGCACUUCCUUGUUUCUAGCCAUGAGAAUGAUGCCCAUCAUCACACCAUGCUUCAGAGGAGGUAGGUGACAUUGUUGGGGGGAGUCUAUAAGAGGAGAGGAGCAAAGAGAACCACACCGGAGACCGCAGUAGCCCCCCCACUCAGCCCCUAAAAUAUGAUCAGGGGGGCUUGGAUGUAUCCAAGAGAAGAUGACGCUGUGUUAAAAAUUUGUUGUGCACCAAGACAAAACGACAAACCCUGCGCUGAUUCCGAGAGGGCACAGAAAUGGCGAAUGUCUCUGGCAUCCCUUCUAUUUUUCACUGUCCUCCUCUCUGAUCAUCUGUGGCUCUGUGCUGGAGCCAAGCUCAGAUCCAAGGAUAGGAGCUUAGCCAUGCAGACGCCUUGGGGGGACGCAAGCCAGCGCGCCUUCCAGCCACAUUUCCUACUGACAGGGGAUCAACAGUCACAGGAGGGGAGGUGUGAGAUUUUUUUAAGCAAUUUGACCAAAUUUGCUGCUCCGAUCCCAUAUUGCACUGGUGCCCGGGGUCAUUUCGAUCUGGACUCAGCUUGCACCAAAUUGUAUUCCUUGCAGCGACUCUUGGGCUCUUUCCCUUCUGUACCCUUAAGGCCACCCCCCUCCUCCUCCUCCUCCUCUUCUUCAUCAGCCUCUUUUUUUUCCUCUUCCUCCUCCAAAAUAAACUUCUUAAAGGCUUAUUUUAGGAACUUCAACCUCUCUUUUUGUGAUACUUACACGAUCUGGGACCUGCUGCUGGGCAUGGCCGGCCCAGACAGCUUGGAUUGCAGUUUGGACAACCUGAUGGUGGAUUUCGUGGCUGCUGCAGCCGGUGCUCUGGACGGAAAGGCGUGUAGCAGCUGCGUCCAGGCUUAUCAGAGGCUGGACCAACACGCUCAGGAAAAAUAUGAGGAGUUUGACCUCUUGCUGGAGAAAUACUUGCAAUCAGAAGAGUAUUCAGUUAGAUCCUGCAUAAGAGACUGCAAGGCUGUCUACAAGGCCUGGCUGUGCUCUGAGUAUUUCAAUGUGACACAACAACAGUGCCGACACCGGAUUCCAUGCAAGCAAUACUGUCUGGAGGUGCAGACCAGGUGCCCCUUUGUGUUACCUGACAAUGACGAGCUGAUCUAUGGAGGGUUACCUGGUUUCAUCUGUACGGGGUUGCUAGAGAACCAAUUAUCCAAUGAGGAAGCAAAGUGCUGCGAUGUGCAAUGGGACUCUUGUGACCAACCACCAGACAGCAACUACAAUGCGUCCCCCAAAUCCACAGAGUCGGAGUCAUUCCAUUACCACCGUCAUGACCCCCACCUUCAUCACCACCAGCAGCAUCACUAUCACCUCUACCACCACCACCAGUACCACCAACCCCACCCACCAUCUUUGCUGCCUGUCUCCGCAGGGUCUCGCCUCAGCAACAGCAAAAUCAGACUGUGCGUCCUGGUCCUUAUGCUUCUCCACACCAUGGUGUCCUUCUCAAGCGUGCACAGCAGUGAGGGGACUGCCAGCAGGGGCCUGAGCUUGGAGGCCCUACCUGCUAUGGAUGAGAGCAUAACAAGAGAUGAGUGACCCAGAGGGGGAAGGAAACGUCCAAGCAGAGUGCCGGCUCUUUUCCUGCCAAGGGGGGCACACGCUAUUCCUCCAAUGGGAGGCACGGGAUUGGGGGUGAUGCGCACACACACCCCCUACCUACACCCCCAAGAGCUGCUCGCCACGGGGCAUCCCCGUGAUGAAGAGUCUUUAAUGCGCACAGGGCUGCAGGACUCAGCUUUGAGAAGGGUUCAGUUAUCAACAGCCUUUCAGCUGUGUGCAUCCUGCCUGGUAGAGGCUCUGGGAGCUAGCGCAAAGAGGUAUAGAAAAAGGGAGGGGGGCUAGGAUGGGAGAGGGUCCCUUUGAAAGAGUUCUCCCCAUGGAAAUGCUACUGCUCUCCCUGCCACCUAUGAGGUAUCUCAUGUGGUGCCCCUAUUUUUUCUACCAACCGGAUAAUUCAGUGCAAUGGGUUCAAGAAAUUGGUUUAUCCAUUAUUCCUUUUUUCCCCUCAGUCUUUAAACUUCACCAUUGUAUAUCGCCAAAGCUGCUAGGUGGUAUAUACAGCAACUCAAACACCUCAAAACAAACCCCAGCUAACUUCUCAGCAAACCUCUCCCUGCUGAGGGACAGUCUUGGGUCCUUAGUAUGACCUGGUGACGCCUCAGUCUGGGUAGCCCUGAUGUUAGGCUCACUCUCUUGCCAACAGACAAGAUCCAUUGCUAAGGCUAUGUUGUUGGGGUGGAAGAUGUAUUACCUGGCAUUGUGUGUGCCAUGUGGGGUUGUGUUUCUUACCUCAGUCAGCCCUUCCUUGUCUGUGCCACUCUUGUCCUUUGAUACACUGAACAUAAAGAACAUCCCCUGUGGGUGUUGGCAGUGAGUAGAGAGAUGGCUGUAGUACAGGAUGGAACAGGAAAUUAUGUUCCCAGAGUUCUUAACACUUCACUCUUCAGUGUGUCCUCAGAAUUUCCUUAAACUCCUGUACUUUGUUUUCUCCAACAGCAUGUUUGAGUUUGGAGAGGGCAGCACUUAGGGCAACAAGAAUCUGGAGGGGCAGAGCUGACUGCAGUAGUUUGCCGUGGGGCCAGGGAUGGUAACAAAUGGAUAAAAAGCCCCAAAUUGCACCCUCUAAAGUUGCCACGUUACAAACUCUUACAGCAUGUGGGAAGAGAAAUCCAGCCCAUAGGGAAAUAGUUUCCCAAAUAAAAUGCCACCAGCUAACAAAGCACAGGUAUGGAAGAGAGGUUUCAUGUGCACUAUGUCCAUUACUGACCAUACAGCUCCUGGAAGUCCUGCUGAAACAGCCACACUUAGCCUGGCAAGAUGUUGAUUGGCAACGCUUAGAUUGUCCAAACACAGUCAUACACUGGAAUUCAGCCCCAUCCAGACAUAGGAUCCCACCUCUAACUCUGACCUUUCAAAUUCUCCAUCCCAAGGACUGAGAUUUAUACUCGUAGGCAAUGUUGCAAUUUGAGGUAUGUAGCACUCUCUUCUCUUCCCCCCCCCCCCCCCCCCAUGUCCCUUUAUAGCUGAUAUUUCCUCCUGCAGAGCCCACAUUCAGGGUGAUUUCUCUCAUACUCGCAGUGAUGUUACUGUACUGGGCUGAUGAUAUCACUAGGAGGAGCAAAUGACAUUUUAGGAAGGAAUGCUUGGGGGCCUGGCUGGAACCAAAGACAAAAGAAUCAGGAAUGAGAGAAGAGUUGAGGAUCAAAUAUUUAGUGAGGACAAAUCUCACUUUGGAGGGGUAAGGCAAGAUGAACUUGUUGCCCAACAUCAGUAUGAAGUGAAGCACAAGGAGACAGAAAAGCAUGUUGUGUACAGUUAGAUGCUCUCCCUCUCUCCAGGUCACAGUGACCGGGAACAUUUAUUAUUCAUCUUGCAUGGCUCAUUUAGGGAAAAAUUAAGAUUUAGAUCCCACCACCUGAGACAGCAUGUUCAGUGGCCGAGUGGUUGUAACUAGGGGUCAGGCAAACCAACUGAAAUCAGAAUUAGACUGGUUCUUCUGUCAAAUCUCAAACCAAACCCAGACCUGUCUGAAGGGCAAAGAAAUUUCUUUAAGUUCAGGAUUUAUAAUACUUUUGUAUUUCCUGGCUUCUGUUGAAUUGAAGCAGAAAUAACCAAAACACCAUGAGAAAAGCUACUUCCUGCCUGGCUGGAAGAAGGAAGUACCAGAAAUCUCAUGGGAAAGCUGGAUUUUCUGACAUUUCCAGCCCAUUUCCAGACCAAAGAGGAUCGGAAAAGCAGCUGAAUGUUUGGAUUCUUAUUUGACUUGAACCUCAGAAUUUUUGGAUGAUGUUUACAUGUUGUUAUUUCCCAUGCACUACCAAAGUCACGAACGCAUAAAGCCUGUGAACACCAUUCUCAUAGUGCCAAACCGACCCAUUGGCUAUCAGGCUAACACUGUGUAAUAAUGCUAAUACAACUAGUUUCCAGGGCAGAUCCUGGGGACACUUCUUAAGACAGAUCCUGUUGCUGUUUGCACCCACUGUGGCUAGGACAGACCUUGUGUGAACAUUCACAACAGCUACCAUGUAUUUGCAGUUUGGUUCACUCUGAUCUAAGAACAGGUAUGUGCAACAGUUUAGCAAACAUGAAUCAGACUUUUUUGAUCUUGGGAGUUUUUUGCCUUGAAACCAGCCUUUAAAACCAGCCUUUGUGAUAGCUAUGAUGACUUGACCAGAUGACUAGGCCAAAGGAACAUGCACAAGCAUGUUCCUGUAUCAAGACAACAGACUCUGACUCAUUUUUUAAGGAAACUAAACUUCACUAGUAUUGUUAAGGUUUGAGUGGUCACCUAAUUCGAAGUGUCUACUUCAGAGAUAGGAUGAGUACAGUCUUUAAACCAGGGGUGUGCAAACUUAUUGGCCCGCGAGCCAUAUCUGGGAAUAGAAAUUGUAUGGUAGGCCAUGAAAGCUCACAUAAUUGGGAGGCGGUGAGGGCUCUGGUUAGGGGUGCGGGCUCUGAGGUGAGGCUGGGGAUGAGGGGUUUGGGGUGCAGGAGGGUGCUCUGGACGGGGACCAAGGGGUUUGGAGGGCGGGAGGUGGAUCAAGGCUGGGGCAGAGGGUUGGGGCACAAGGAGAGGCUCAAGGGUGCAGGCUCCAGGUGACGCUUACCUCAAGCGGCUCCCGGAAGCAGCGGCAUGUCCCUUCUCUGGCUCCUAUGUGGAGGCACAGCCAGGCGGCUCUGCAUGCUGCCCCGUCCGCAGGCACCGCCCCUGCAGCUCCCAUUGGCUGUGGUUCCCAGACAAUGGGAGCUGUGGGGGUGGUGCUUGGGGUGGGGGCAGCAUGCAGAGCAGAGCCCCCUGGCUGCCCCUAUGCUUAGGAGCCGGAGGAGAGCCAUGCCACUGCUUCUGGGAGCCGUGUGGAGCGGUCCCCAACCCUGCUCCCUGGCUAGAGUACCAGAGCAGGACAAGCCCCAGACCCCACUCCCCAGUGGGAGCUCGAGGGCCGGAAUAAAACGGCUGGUGGGCUGGAUGCAGCCUGUGGGCUGUAGUUUGCUUACCCCUGCUUUAAACAAUACAAUAGGAUGGAGAAAAGCAGACCAGUUUGCACAUCAGCACAUGAUCCUGUGUCACCAGACUUGUUCAAUGUCUGGUCUGAUUCUGUUCAGGUCAGACACCAAGCGGAAAACUCCAAGUACUGCUGAGCCAGAGGUGGGCAUAGUGGCCUGUUUCUAAUUUUUUUUUUCAUGUCAUUUCUGCUUUCUGUGAAUGCUAGGUAAUCCCAUAAAGACUGUGGGCCUGAAUCUCAUUUACACUAAGGCAAUCUAAAGGGACCAUAAAAUGGGUGUAAGUGUAAUUAUGCCUACUUUAAGGCCCCUUUACUUUGCCAGAGACUUUUAUACUGCCAGGACAGUGUAAAGAGUGCUUACGGUAAAUGAGAAUCAGGCCCUACAUGUGCCAUAUGAUAACAGGAAGCCACAUACUGAUAUAAGGACAUUUUGUGUAGGUCUGUAUUAUGUGACUUGUUUACAAUCCCCCAAAUCUGGGGGUACACAACCUGUCAGAGCCUGAAUCUGAAGAAAAGAGAGAAUCUGCCACAGAAGCUGCCUACAUUUUCAGGACAGGCCUUUAUCCACCAGUUCACCGCUCAGGGCCAAAUGUAGAAAUGCUGUCUGACUGAACUAAAAUAGAAUAGAUAGGGUUUUGUGGACAUGGAAUGGGGCUAGAGGAGGUUGAGUAGGGUUUUGUUGGAAUAUACUAUGUGCCUCAAGACAUUUUCUGACCUUAAUCAAUACAAUAUGAAUUGAUGAGCUGCACCUCUUUUACAAAGUACCUUGGCACCUGUUUCAGGAUUGUCAUGGUUUGUGACCUAGAUCAAGCCACUGUCCUGUCUCCAUUUGCUUUAUUCCUUCUAUCCACCAUCCACUGUAAUUGGCCUGAGACCACUUUCUAGUUUCCAGAUAACAUAGUUACUGUGAGAAAUGCCGCUGCACCCCUUGAUUGUAAUAACAUCUUGUUGGCAUAGAAUGCAGAUGCAUUCCUGUUUGGUCCUUGAUGACCAAUGCUAAAUCAGAGCAGAGUUCGGCAAAAAUACCCCCUUCUUAAGGAGACUGGGGUGACCACAUAGCAAUGUGAGCAAAUAGAGUUCAACCCUCUCAUUCUUUCACCUUUAGUACACAAAAUAUGCUCCAAAUGCUCCUUAUUUACUUGGUAAGUGCUGAUGGUUUGCUUGCUUGGAUUGGGCAGGUCACUUACUACAUCCCAGCAAGUGAUUUAAGAACAGUGGGAACGGAAGGGUGCUAGGCCAUUUUCAAAAUCUAGGUCCAAUUGUAGGUGUUGAGGCUUUCAACAAACCUCGCCAUAAGUGUAAUUAGUAAGAAACCUACAGGAGCAUGUAACUACCAUGUAAUUGCACUAUUUCAAUCAAGUGAAUGCUAGGCAGUUACACAGUAAUUAAAGAGGCCUCGCAGCAUAGUUAUGCCAUGGAAUUAAAAUGAGAUCCAAAUGAUGUUUCAGGUUACAGUCUCCCAUAAGAUUCACAAAUAAAAGUCUGCUGUUGCACCAACAGUAAGGCCAUCCCAUCUGCCCAGCAUGAGGGAAAUUCAGGGAAGCCUGGUGCUGGGUUUCCAUUGGCCUGGCAGGUUCAGGACUGUCCCCUGAUUAUGCUGUUUUGUGCUAGUGCUUUCUCUCUGCCCCUGAACAUGCUUGGUAUCAAGGGUGAUUGGAGGGAAAGAGCUGUAUCUUCACAGAAACAAGCUUUUGAAAAGAGUUAUUUUCUCUAACAAGUCCAGGCUGUUGUCAGUAAGUUCUGUGGUUUUAGUGCACCAUAUGCUGUAUUCAACACUUUGCCAGUCUAGUGAAAUGAAUCCAGGCUGUGCUGUUCUCAGAACAGGACUGAGCAGCUGGAAGCCAUGUUUAUUACGCUUCAUCAUUAUAAGGGUGUCUGAUAAAAUCCUCUUUCUGGUCUGACUGUGACAUUAUACUCAUAACAAAACCUCUGUCUAUGCUAGCCCUCUCUCUGAUAUACAGUGGGAUGCUCCCCUUUACUUAGACUGUAACCCUGCCUAAAUAAAGCCUAUUUACAUUGCUUACAUUAUAACAGUGUUUCUCACUAGUCCUGGUACUAUUUAGCAUGUGAGAUAAGGAAAGAGGAGAGAGUAUGAGCCUCUCUGCAGAAUGCAUGCACAAACAUAUAUGCCACACACAACUGAACAGGGGCUCCAAGGCUGAGAUACCUCUCUGGAGCAGAUUUCAGCACAGCCAGAUGUGUGUUUAGAAAACACUGAUCCCAAAUGAACUUAUCUUACUAUGAAUUCAAGGUGCUACUUACUUUCCCUUCCAGUUCAGUGACUUGGAUUCUCCUCUCUGGAGAGAAAAGGAGUACUUGUGGCACCUUAGAGACUAACAAAUUUAUUUGAGCAUAAGCUUUCGUGAGCUACAGCUCACUUCAUCGGAUUCAUGCAGUGGAAAAUACAGUGGGGAGAUUUUAUAUACACAGAAAACAUGAAACAAUGGGCGUUACCAUACACACUGUAAAGAGAGUGAUUAGGUAAGGUGAGCUAUUACCAGCAGGAGAGAGGAAAAAAAAAAACCUUUUGUAGUGAUAAUCAAGAUGGGCCAUUUCCAGCAGUUGACAAGAAUGUGUGAGGAACGGUGGAGGGGGCAGGGGGGGUGGGAAAUAAACUUGGGGAAAUAGUUUUACUUUGUGUAAUGACCCAUCCACUCCCAGUCUUUAGUCAAGCCGAAGUUAAUGGUGUCCAGUUUGCAAAUUAAUUCCAAUUCAAAAGUCUCUCAUUGGAGUCUGUUUCUGAAGUUUUUUUUGUUGAAGAAUUGCUACUUUUAGGUCUGUAAUUGAGCGACCAGAGAGAUUGAAGUGUUCUCCGACUGGUUUUUGAAUGUUAUAGUUCUUGACGUCUGAUUUGUGUCCAUUUAUUCUUUUACAUAGAGACUGUCCAGUUUGUCCAAUGUACAUGGCAGAGGGGCAUUGCUGGCACAUGAUGGCAUAUAUCACAUUGGUAGAUGUGCAGGUGAACGAGCCUCUGAUAGUGUGGCUGAUGUGAUUAGGCCCUAUAAUGCUGUCCCCUGAAUAGAUAUGUGGACAUGGUUGGCAACGGGCUUUGUUGCAAGGAUAGGUUCCUGGGUUAGUGUUUUUGUUGUGUGGUGUGUGGUUGCUGGUGAGUAUUUGCUUCAGGUUGGGGGGCUGUCUGUAGGCAAGGACUGGCCUGUCUCCCAAGAUCUGUGAGAGUGAUGGGUCGUCCUUCAGGAUAAGUUGUAGAUCCUUGAUGAUGCACUGGAGAGAUUUUAGUUGGGGGCUGAAGGUGAUGGCUAGUGGCGUUCUUUUUUUUUCUUUGUUGGGCCUGUCCUGUAGUAGGUAACUUCUGGGUACUCUUCUGGCUCUGUCAAUCUGUUUCUUUACUUCAGCAGGUGGGUAUUGUAGUUGUAAGAACGCUUGAUAGAGAUCUUGUAGGUGUUUGUCUCUGUCUGAGGGGUUGGAGCAAAUGCGGUUGUAUCGUAGAGCUUGGCUGUAGACAAUGGAUCGUGUGGUGUGGUCUGGAUGAAAGCUGGAGGCAUGCAGGUAAGUAUAGCAGUCAGUAGGUUUCUGGUUUUGGGUGGUGUUUAUGUGACCAUUGCUUAUUAGCACUGUAGUGUCAAGGAAGUGGCUCUCUUGUGUGCACUGGUCCAGGCUGAGGUUGAUGGUGGGAUGGAAAUUGUUGAAAUCAUGGUGGAAUUCCUCAAGGGCUUCUUUUCCAUGGGUCCAGAUGAUGAAGAUGUCAUCAGUGUAGCGCAAGUAGAGUAGGGGCAUUAGGGGACGAGAGCUGAGGAAGCGUUGUUCUAAGUCAGCCAUAAAAAUGUUGGCAUACUGUGCGGCCAUGCGGGUACCCACAGCAGUGCCGCUGAUUUGAAGGUAUACAUUGUCCCCAAAUGUGAAAUAGUUAUGGGUGAGGACAAAGUCACAAAGUUCAGCCACCAGGUUUGCUGUGACAUUAUCGGGGAUACUGUUCCUGAGAGAGACUUCAGGCAUUGGUGUGGACAUGUAAAAUCAAAUGUUCCCCACAAUGCAAACUGAGCUCUGCUCCACUGAGAGAAAGAACCUGUUCUCACAGCAGUAGCUCCUUAUAGACGUUGUGAUGCAUGCAAAGUGCUACCCUUCCCCUACAGGGUCUGUCUGUCUGAGUCAAUGUGUGGAUCUGAUGGGGCAGAGUUAGCCAGGAUUCUCUUACUUUCCCACAGGACACAUAGACCUCGUGAAUAUUUAUUCACAUACUUUGCCACCAUAUCAUUUGACAUUAUUGGCAAGUUCUACUCAGAAGAAGCCCACGGCCUGAAUUAGGGAGAGCAGCAGAUCAGGACUCAGGUGCACUGGUAAAGUUGUGAAAGGAAAGCUAGUGAAACAGCUGCCCAUUUUCUAUCUGGAUCUAGCUGGGGUAUUUGUUUUGGGCUUUGCACUUAAAAUAAAGUGCAAAUUCUAUAAAAUUAUCUAAAAAUAAUCAAAGAAAAAUCUGAAAAAAGGCUUUGUUUCCUCUGACAGAUAUGACUCAUUAGCUGAACCUCUUUCCUGUGAAAUUAUGGAUACCCUGCAGCCCCACAUGAAGGAUUCCCAGGCAGUCUCUUCUUCAUCCAGGCACUGGAUUAGAGAAAAUAUUUUGAAAGAGUUCAGAGUAACAGCCGUGUUAGUCUGUAUUCGCAAAAAGAAAAGGAGUACUUGUGGCACCUUAGAGACUAACCAAUUUAUUUGAGCAUAACCUUUCGUGAGCUAUGAAGUGAGCUGUAGCUCACGAAAGCUUAUGCUCAAAUAAAUUGGUUAGUCUCUAAGGUGCCACAAGUACUCCUUUUCUUUUUGAAAGAGUCUGAUAACUAAAGCAGAACACAUCAAGUAACUUGGUAACACUCAGAAAACACCUUGAAGUGGUUUUAUUGAACAUAUUUUUGCUCUGCUUUAGUGGAAGAUGUUAGGGCAGCUCAGUCACUGCCCAGCAGCACCCCAGAUAAUAUUUGGAAGGAGGCAGUUCCCUUUGCCCCAUCUUAAACAAAACUUCACUCACGGUAGCUACCACUUCGGUUACUGCUAGUUUACAAACAUGGCACCUGAUUAACAGUACAGUGGCACCUUCCAUUUCUAAACACUCCCUCACUUUUUCUCCCCAUCAUGGUUUUCUUGUGCGGCACUUGAAAUUAAGGGUGAUGAUUGUGGAACAUUCCAUGAUGACUUCUGUUAGGGAGGGUUGCUAGUUUGUGUUCAGACUUUAUUGCUAUGCUUUUUAGAAUAGUCUCUGCCCAGAACACCUUACAGUGGCUUGUAACAAAGGAAAAUAUUAUGCCUAGCCACCACAUCGGUAUAUUUACCGUAAAGAAAUUUAAUUAUGGGUGAUAGCAGUAGAGUUCUACAGAAAUUUAGUAGGAUUUUAUGGAACUCACUGUAAAAACCGAUAUAAUUUAAUAGAAGAUCGAAUCCUUUCUAUAGACUGUUGGAACCAUCCUAAAGAAUUCUAAUAACAGGGACAGAAUUCUCUAUUAAAUUAUUUUCCAGUUGGGUUAGGAAGGACAGUCUCCAAUAUUUAGCCAAAAUGUUAUAAUCUUUUCGUGCUGAUCUUUCCAAAAAAUGAAUUCUAAUUCAGUGGGACGUUAGAGUUGUCUAGCAAUGGGAAGGUAAGGAUCUCUAUUUUUCCUUUCAAAUGGUCCCUAUUUACAGCCUUCAGAUAUUGGCAUAUGUGUGUAAGGAUUGUGCAGAUCCUUUCUUUCCAUGUCAGUGUUGCUUUGCUCUACAUUUUAGAGGUGCAGUAGCUUAUUGGCAGCUCAUUAAGGUUUUUCUCAGACCUGUGUUACUCCUUAGAUACUGCUUUGGUUUGGUGACUAUUGCCAUUUACUUACAGUAUGGUAGGGGAAUGUAGAGGACAGUACAAGCCUUGUAUACUGGCUCAAUUAAAAAGACAGUAGAGCUCAGAUACACAACUCUGUAUGAGCAGGGCCCAUCUCAAAAAUGUAAAUUGUUUGUUCAUUUAAGAGUUUUUAUUUUGGUGGAUUAAAAUUGAAAGGUUUUGUGGAAAGUAUAUUUUAAGGAGGGAUUGGAGCAGAAAGACAGAAGUCAGUUGACACAUGAGAAGUGGGAUAAAUGGUAUCUCCUCAGUUGUAUGGAUAAUUGUAAACACCAUCCUUCUGAUUUUAUUUAAUCUUUCAUUGGAAGAACCUGAUACAAAUUGUGUGGCUGUCAGACAGGAGCUAUAAUGCUGUGGUACACUUGGGGCCUGACUCUCCAUUCACUCAUACCGCUUUUACCCUGGUGUAUCUGCAUGGACUGUACUGGAGCUACCCCUGAUUUACACUGGUGUGAGCAGGUAGAGAAUAAGGUCCAUGGGCUAUAUAGUUUGUCUCCAGAGUUCUUACAAGAACACUGAAAUCCUUGAAUAUUUUCACCAUUCUUAUAGCUCCAACCCAAGAGUUCUGCCAUCCCUAGCCAAGAAGUAGCAGUGUAAAGCUGAGGAAGCCCACCACUGACCCUUCUUUCCCAGGACUGACUGGAGAAGCAUUAUAAAAACUGGACUUACUUUGCACUCUGAGGACUUGCAAUUAGAUGAGUCUCAACUGUAUUUACCAGCACCUGCUUGGACCUCUUUUGGGGAGCAGUCCUCCAGGCUCUCCAGCCAUUUUCCCCCUUAGGUAGGUCUCACAUCACAGCCAUACACCAUCCUUCUAGCUGGGGAAGGCUGGACAAAAGUGAAUGAGGGGUCUCAUAAUAACCCAUUGGCCUGGUUAGUGUGGAACCUGAACUCAGAUCCUUGUGCUGCCCCUAGACUGUCAAGCUAUCCCUGGUGUAAUUCUUAAGGAGACAGCACUUCCUCCAGCCUUUCAGGUCUCCCUUCUGUGAUGAAGGGAGGUAAACAUUGGGGUCAUGUACAAUGUAUAAAUCAUUUUCAAAUAGGGACGUUUUAAAAUAUCUUUGAUUCCUUUUAAAUGUUGCUGGAAUUUUAAUUUCUUCAGUUUUAGAUUUCUAACCUAUCUCCAGCAGACAUGCCCCGAGCACAUGGACAUGAUUUAUAAGCCACAUGCAGAACUCACUGACCAAGGACACCCACAGUAGUCUCCCUCAGAAGAAAGUUGACACAUUUUGGUAUACAUUUCUUUGGUAUGUUUUAAAGUUCUCCUCAUAUAAAAUAAAGAAAGUAUUCCAUAUGCUUCCCAGAGAGGAACCCAAUGGGUACCUAAUGGUCUGAUUCCCAGCAAGCAUAAGUGAAACUCUCCUCAUCUCUCAGUGAACAAGGCAGCAGCAACUGCUUAUGGGCAAAUUCUGAAACCUGUCACACGAUGGUGUUUUCCAGAACUUUGUAGAUACAUUUCCCUCCUAUUCUGUGACUUUUAGGUGUUGCUGCUUUUUGUGCUAGACUUAUCGGCUAAUCUGAUGUAGCACAACCCAUCCUAAGGAACCAAAUAUCUAGACUCCAAAUCCCUCCCAUAGGGCACAAACACCUAACCAGGUAUCUUUUUCAAGCACCUGAUGGAACCCAACCUGUAAAGAACUUCUGAGUUUCAUUCAAUAUGCAGCCAUCAGUUCUCGUGACCUUCAACCAAAUCUCAAUGCAGGGCAAUGGUGGCACUACUCACUGGGCUCCUAGUCCAUUGGCUAGAGACAGACUGGAUGACUGAAUAAGAUUUUCUCCUGCUAGAGUACAUGUUCUGUAUGUCUGAGUUAUUAAAUAUUUAAUUAAAACAUCAUCUAUCCCAAUUCUUUGAAGUUCCAAGUACAGCAGGUCAGCAGCAAAACUGAGUCUGAGUUUUCUGUUUUACAGUGAUUAUGUUCAUUUAAUCCAAGAUAACCUACUUGGGGAAUUGCUUCUGUGCGUUCUUGACUGAGAAGUGUGUAACUGUGAUGCUUUCACCUUCAAGGAGGCAUCACUUACGCUCCCAAAACCUGACAUCAUGCUGACUGCCCCCAACCACUCUACUAAACAAUCUCUGAUUUCGUUUUCCAAAUUAAAAUCAAUCCAACACCUUCUAACCCCAUCCACUCACAUACCACAGAGAGGGGCAGCCUUUUAAAAACCAGAGAUUCCCUCACACACUCAGAGGAGUUUAAAAAGGGAGAGAAACUAAACACACUGUUCCAGUGGAUAAACUACAAAGCUGGUGUCUUGGAAGAGGGAAGAGCAGGCAUCAUGUUUUUCAAUAAAUUUUUUAAGGGGUGGGAUGGUGAAAAUCUAAUAUGGAUCCUGAGGAAGACAUUUCUUAUACAAUCAUCCUGACUCUUCCAUCUCAAGCACAGGAGAUGCUGUUUCUGCAGCUACAGCUCAUGCACCACACAUGUCCUCUCCAACCCUUUGCUGACAACUGGGGCCAAGCACUGGAGAGCAUAGCUCUGGGAGAAUCACAUGGAGUGGGGCAAGAGAAUGUCAGUGGGAAUCGAGUAAGCCCCAGUGGGAUGAACUUGUGUGUAUGUGAAAAAGGUUGGUUGUGACCAAACCCUUCUCAAGUGCUUGUGAAAUAUUGGUGGUUACUGAGCGCAGACCUGCAAUAGGUCCUUUUACAGUACAUGGUGGCGAGGUGAAAAAAAAAAAACAUACUGCUGAAGUAAAAAUAUUCUUUCUACUCCCCUCUGCCCAGUUUCUCUUUCUUUCCAGCUUUCUUUUCUCUCUGCCUUCUCCUUCCCCUUGCUUUCUCUAUACCCUGUUUUCCCCUUUCUCUAUUUCUCUCUCUUCUCCCAUCUGUCAUAAGAAAGUGACUGUGCCCUUUGAGGGGACAGUUUUCUUAUGCCAUUUUAUACACUGUGCUUCAUGUUUAGAACUUUUUUGCACUAGUUCCUAUUACAUUUAUUUUCCAAGAUGGUUUGACAAAAAACAAACAAAAAAAAAUAAAAAACAAAACCAUGCUAUAAUUCAGUUGUAUUAAAAAUAUUAUCCUACUACUCUCUGUGUUCAAUAGUCUCUGUACCUGUAAUGCUUUCAGUUCUGUUGUAUUUUGGGGCAGAGGUUUUCUCUGCUCCUUGUUUAACCCAGUAAAGAAAUAAAAUGUUAAGAAUUGAUGAUAA
Molecule: messenger RNA, 14387 nt
Organism: Chelonia mydas (Green sea turtle)
Lineage: Eukaryota; Metazoa; Chordata; Testudines; Cheloniidae
Gene: NALF2
Product: NALCN channel auxiliary factor 2
Exons: 3
Coding region: 568-1971 (467 amino acids)
Biological process (GO): calcium ion import across plasma membrane
Cellular component (GO): plasma membrane
Molecular function (GO): stretch-activated, monoatomic cation-selective, calcium channel activity
Source: RefSeq, a predicted model, not a curated record